Caenorhabditis elegans is the source of this 1240-nucleotide messenger RNA. It is a transcript of the gene fbxa-139, whose product is annotated as DUF38 domain-containing protein. The transcript is spliced from 2 exons. Lineage: Eukaryota; Metazoa; Nematoda; Chromadorea; Rhabditida; Rhabditidae. Bases 875 to 1162 code for a protein of 95 amino acids. The record is from RefSeq and is marked reviewed.
UGCGACAAUGCUUUAGAUUUCUUCAAAAGCUCAUAUUUUUCAACAUUUUGGCAAUUUUCCAAAACUUUUACCGAAAAUUAUGAAAAAAAAAAAUCUUUUUGGACUGUUUUAUUAUGAUAUUUGGCCGUUUUGGAUUGUAAUAUUAAGUGUAUUUAGACAAAAUCCCCACUAGUGCUACUCCACCUUCAAACAUUGCGGAACAAGUUUCUUGAAAAAACUAAUUUUUUCCAUUUCCGAGUUUUUUUUCAAACUUUCUUCUAAAAAAACAAAAAAAAAGUUUGCACGAUUGAACACUUGAAAUUAGAUGAAAAUUCCAUUGAAAAAUAAAAGAACAAGUGCACUCUGCUUAACUUCUUCGGGAGUUUCGGGAGUCAAAGCUCGCCAACGUCGUCAAAUGGUGAUGCGUGCUUUUAUACUAUCAAAAAAAUACAAAUCAAUUUAAAAAACAAGAAGAAAAUUGUAAGGAAUACAUAUUUCUUCAAUUUCUUUUUCAGGUUUCCCGAAAUUCAUCAAUCCUGGCAACAUCAGACGGAUCGGAGCGAGUCGUGAUGCGAACAGAGGAGGAUAUUAAUUUUCUGAUUGUUUUAUCUAUUCAGCAAUAAAAGUUCAAUAUUCAAUAAUUUUUGAAGCUAUUUCUAUUUUUUACAAACCCGAAUUACAGCUUAUAAAGGUUCGCCACGGGCGAGUGGAGCGCACUCUCCAUUCGCUACGCUUCGUGCACACCCAUGUAUUGUUCGCGAAGUGUGUGCAGCAGAGGAGUGAGACAUGUGCAGUUUGCGAACGUUCGCGACUCGCGUGUGGCGGGUGUGUGCGCGAACAGUUUCAGGGCUGCCGCACGCAAACCGCGAAUCACCUGUGGAGAAGUCAUACGUUGAUGCCAAUGGAGUAUCUCUACAACUUCGAUCGAUUUGAGCUUCAUCUAAUCAGAUUUAAUCCGGAAGAUGCAAUUAAGGUUAGAGAUGUUAUCUGCAAAUCUCCAACAUUCGAAUUUGGAUAUUUCCCGGCCAUCGAUUUUUUCUUCCCUGAAGAGGUCGCGAGAGUCUUCCAGCCAGACUACGAAGGUGGUUCAGAAGGAUCAAUCCGUUACCGAAAUUCCACUGCCGAUUUUCUCAUCAGUUUUGAGGAAGAAGAGUUCAAGAUUGAGAAAGUAUCUCAAAACUAACUAAUAUUUUAUAAUAAUGGGACUUUUCGUGCAUUUUGUGUUUUAUUUCAAAACUGUUAUCUAUAAAAAUUUAUUUAC